Molecule: messenger RNA, 6128 nt
Organism: Podarcis lilfordi (Lilford's wall lizard)
Lineage: Eukaryota; Metazoa; Chordata; Lepidosauria; Squamata; Lacertidae
Source: the annotation of a GenBank genome assembly
AACUGAGUGUAGCCUUCAAACCCCCAUGUUCUUCUUUCUUAGUCAUUUAGCUUUUGUUGACAUCUGCUAUUCAUCUGUCACUGUUCCCAAGAUGUUGGAAAAUAUCAUAGCAAAGCAGAAAACGAUUUCCUGGGAAGGAUGCAUUGCACAGAUCUUCUUCUUUUUCCAGGCUGCUUGUGCUGAAGUAUUCAUCCUUUCAGCAAUGGCUUAUGACCGAUACAUUGCUAUAUGUGAUCCACUGCAUUAUACCACAAUCAUGAAAAAAGAAAUCUGCAGACAGCUAGUGGGUGGAUCUUGGGCUAUGGGUACCUUCUAUGCUGUGUUGAAUGUUCCACCUUUGGUGAAUUUGCAUUUUUGCGGGAACAAUAUUAUUGACCAUUACAGCUGUGAGCUUCCUUCAGUCUUGGCCUUGGCUUGUACCCAGACCCUCAUAAAUUACAUUGUUCUUCUUAUCACUGUGUUGGUGUUUGGUCUUGGCUCCUUUCUCCUUACCCUCAUCUCUUAUGUUUACAUUAUUUCAACCAUCGUGAAGAUUCGUUCAGCAGAAAGCAGGCAUAAAGCCUUCUCCACUUGCAGCUCUCACCUCAUUGUGGUGGGAUUGUUUUACAUUGCAGCUUUUUUCCGGUACAUGAAGCCAAGUUCAGAAUCACUCGCCUACCUGGACAAAUUAGUGUCGGUGCAGUACAGCAUCUUAACUCCCAUGUUAAACCCUCUCAUUUACAGCUUGAAGAACAAGGAUAUCAAAAAUGCUCUGUUGAAGAAGUUUGGAAAGUGUAAGUUUCUUCAAUAAAAUUAGACUCAAUUCUAGAAAAGUGCACAGUGUCACAAGCUAUCAUUUAAAAUGGUGUACAUGUGUAUAUAUCCGCCAAACAUCUUAAGGGCUAAUGAGGAGAGCAGCUCCCUGUUUUUAAAAUGUCAUGCUUCCCUUGAUGCUGGAGUUAGACUAAAAAAGACCCCAAAACAAAGCUGAGGCAUAAGAUUAGGUUGAAGAAGACAGAACUGGAAUCAAUUUGCUUUCAUGGGGGAAAAAGACCAAGGGGACAUUUAACUAAUGGGAAAUAUAGAAGGGUUCUUUUUUUUUUUCCUUAAUGGAAAUCUGGAGAGAGAAAAUGAAUGAUAUGAAUUAUAUAGGGGAAAUGGAGUGAAAUUUGAGUUCUGUGUUUAUGGUUUGGAUCUACUGCCUUGCAUUUAGCUUCUGUUCUGGUGGACAUCUUCUGCCUUCAUCUAGUCUAGCCCUCUGAAUCCAGCCAAUGGUCAUCCAGCACAAUGCCUCUUGGAAGCUCAGGUAGAAGGUGAGGAAGUUGAACUUUUUCUCCAGCAUCCAAGUCAUAUGCUUAAACUGCCACUGAACGAAAGCAUAGGAAUGGGGAACCUGAUUGGUCACUUGGGCUUGCAGUGAUGUAAACAACUCUUGAAGGGCCAGAAGUUCCCUGUUUAUGCAUGAGGUUAUUAGGAGUGAAGAUGUGUUAAAUGAAAAAGGAGAGUUUAUCCAUAUAUUGCUGAGGAAAUGUGUUGGAGGCAUGCCUAGGUAGGAUUGGUGAGAUUUGAAGCUAAGAAUGGGUGGACUAAUAUAAUCUAUAUCACUUUCUUGUGUGUCCAUUCAUAAAUCCACACUUCCAGGAUUGCUGAAUUGAUCACACUAAUGUAUCUGAAGCACCAUGACCUUGUCCCUCCCACUCACCUUCCCAGUACACAGCAGAAACUGAUAUUCAUAGGCUCUGAGGAUAGCUAAUAUUUGUUGUUAGCUUCCACAAGUAUUUAAAGUGACCUAACUGAGAAGCAAUCCCCACAUCAUAUAGCAAUGAAACCCCACUAGUUAGUUAAAUAUGUAUUGCUUGAAGACUACAAUUUUGUGGUAUAUUGCCACUCAAAUUCAUAAUGUGAACCCUAGUUCUAGUAUUAGCAUUAUCAGCCACUAAAAUUAUUAUUUUUAUAAAACAAAAUGCAAUUUUGUGCCUGAAUGACAUAUUUGUAACCCAGCUGUCAUCAGUCUGUAUGGUUAUGUGCUUGCUUGUUUGCUUAAAUGGUGCUUAAUUGGUGAAUUGUAACAGCAAUGAGUAUAUGGGGUCUUCUUCGCUACCUUUUAAAGGAGCUAUUCCAAUCUUGUUUGUUUGUUUUUAAAAGCUGUGGUGAAUUUUAAUAUUUUACAUUCUUACUGGACUUAGUUUAACACAUCUCUUACAAUUAGCAGGAUGUUCAGGGCUGUUGUUGUUUUUUAUAAAAAAAUAAUCACUAUUGUUUCUUUUUUGUAAUUAUAGUACUAUUACUUUUAUGUAAUAUUUGUUUAAUGGCUUUUAAAAUUAUGUGUGUUUUUGUUAUGUUAUUGUAAACCUGUUUGAAAGUGGGACAUGAUAGUGAACAAAUAAAUGUGACUAUUCACCAAAACAGUAGUAAAGUGAGAUUUAACUUUUGUCAAGCUGAAAUCAAUGUUGAACCAAGACAUUUUGUUUUCUGAUAUGGAGUCCAAACGCUCCUCACAAGGAUAAACAUUUUUAAAACUUUUGCUGCAUGAUUCAAUAAACUCCUGCUUGUAAUCUAUCUCCCUUUCAGAAUUCUCACUGAUGCCUGUUGCUUCACCCUCCUGAAUGGCAGGGUUACCCUUGGAUGAAAUGUAAACUCUCAUUUACGUUUGCCUUAGCUAAAUUUCAUACAGUUGCACUAGGGGUGCUCACACAUUAUAUUAAACAAGUGUGCAAUCAGUGUUCUUGUGUACAUGAAUAACUGCAGUAUCAAAAUACAGUGGUACCUCAGUCUACAAACAGUCCUGUUAAUGAACUAUUUGGGCAACAAACUCUGCAAAAACAGAAGAAGGUGUUCCGGCUAGUGAACUUUGCCUCGGAAGCCAAACGGAAGUUAAACGGUGGAAGGGCACUGGUGGCGGGAGGCCUCAGUAGGGAAAGCGCACCUCGAUUUAAGAAUGCUUUGGUUUAAGCAUGGACUUCCGGAACGAAUUAAGAUCAUAGACCGAUGUACCACUGUAUACAGUAUGCCAAAAUCUGGUCCUUUAUCUCAUGAACUGUCGUGUCAAAUUCAGCAACAAUAUCUCCAGAGGCAUCCAAAUUGUUGCAGUUUGGAAUGUUUCCUUGGCCGUCUUGAACGAAAUAAACUUAGAUGAAGCCUACAUUCUUCACUCUGUUACAGAUAAACAAAAAUAUAGCAACAAUAUAUUUAGAGGCAUUCAAGUUGCCACAGUUUGGAAUCACCAUGCCAAAUUGGAUGAACGCACACCAAUUGAGCAAUUAUAUACUCAUACAUAUUCAGAGGCACAAGAACCCUAAUUGCCACAAUUUGGAACCACCGUGCCAACUGGUCCCAAGCUACCCUCUGCAUGUUUAUCCAUAUUUGCCACCAUGGCAGAAAAGCUUCUCCCACUAAAACAAAACAGAACAAAAUUCACAGGCAUUUGCAGGAAUGCACUACUGAUGAAUUUAAUUAUCCUCUUGGGAUGAGUAUUUCUAUAUAAGUUGCCACAUUCCACACUGAAAAAUAUAUUCUCCAGGGUUUGUUAUAGCAAGUAUAAUAACAUCAUGGCAAACACUCCACUUAGUCUUAGUGAACAAGGGAACCAUUCUUACUGACACAUAAAAGGUGCUUUUUCCAAUUCAUUUCCGCCUUUUCAGUCAGGUAAUUAUAUACAAAAGUUUGAGUCUCUGGUUCAAGGCAAUGUCCUCCAAAAGCUUCUUGCAUGUUUCUUGAUUUCCUCUUUCCCUCUGUUUUUGCUGAUCAUAUUGGUUUUUCUUAGGCCUUUAUAAAAGAAAAAAGAAGAAAUGAAAAGAAGAGAUAUGUUUAUGUAUGAUUUCAUUGUGUUUUAAGGCAGAAAUCCUUGCUUAUGUGAGAACGAGCAGGAAGGAAAGAAAAAAACAGCAUUUGAAAUUUCUCACUCACUAGACAUAAAUUAGAACGUAGGAAGUGGAGCCAUUACAAGGUAGUUUUCAUCAUCAGUGCAACCAAAUUACAAACAUAAGGCUAAAAAAGUAAAAAGUGGUCCUGCAAAUGCACACGUGGUUUAAAUAUGGGUUCCAAGUUUGAAAAGAAUGAAGACUACUGUUCUAAUCCACUCUUAAUAGUAACAUGACAUUUAUUCCUUUUACAUCUCUCUCUCCCUCCCUCCUAUAUUUUAAAUUGCAGUAUUUGUUAGGAAGAAGAGUAGCCCUACUGUGGUGAUGGUCUAAAUUUCAGUUGCCAUUAAUUUCCUUGCAUUUCACUUCAUUCUGUGUAAGAAAGUGGCAUUGAAGGAGCACUUCUAAAGGCUGACUCACGCACACACUAAAUAUUUCCAUAUGAUGAUUUCUGCAUAUUUAGAGUGAGCAAACUGCUGCAAAUGGGAACCUUCAGAAACAGAAAUGAGAUGCAAUGUGAUUGCCUGCUGAUUUUAUUAUUGGCAUUCAGCUCUUAAAGGGACAGAAAGUCUUCCAAGGAAAAGGUGGCAACCCUGGACGUUAAAUUGUACCAAACAGUCCUUAGGAAAAAAGGCUUGUGAGCCACUGAUUUACUAAAUCAAUUCAUUUUUUGUUAAUCUUCAGUCCUUAUGGAAGACAAAUAGAGAAGUCUGUUCAAGCAGACUUUUAGAAACUAGUGAAUAAGGCUGAGAAAUGUUGAAAGAUAGCAACUUCCCAACUGUGUGAUCUCGAUGAUGGCAGCUGCUUUUGUUAUUAGACCAGUUAGGAUUUAACCAAAGAUCCAUAUUAUGGGUUUGAAUAUGAAAUGAUGCUCUCAGCAUAUUGAGGAAAUUUUGAUACUAUUUAUUUAAAAUGUGUUAUUUAUUAUAUAAGAACACCUCGUUUUAAUAAGCUUUCUAACAUUGAUUACAGGCAAGUAAAAGGCUGAAAUGUCAUGCAUAGCUUGCAUGGAAUUAUGUCCCACUGAGACCAGCUGGACUUCAUUUCAAGGAAACAUGAACUGGUUUGGGCUACAAUGGCUGUUGGUUAAUCUUGCUGUCUGGUCUAUGACUGCAAUAAAGAUUUAUUGAUUGGUUGGUUGGUUUCAAUGAUGCAGAAAAAUUGAGCAUGGACAUUGACUUCUCAGUGGAGGUUAAAGCUGCUCAACAUAGACUGAAUCCAGCUCUUAAUUGAUAUAAGUUUUUAGAAUUAUGGUUCCCAUCUCAACAAUAUUUCAGAUGCUUUAGUCUACUAUUCAGGAACAACAGAACAACCUUGCUGCAAUCAGAUGUUUGUUUGUUUUUCACAGAUUACAUUUUUGUUGGAAAGGAAAUGGAAAAUCAAACUACUGUGACAUAUUUUCUUCUUGUGGGAUUUUCUUACAGUUUUCCAGUCCGUAUUUGCCUCUUCCUGGUGUUUUUACUCAUGUAUGCAAUAACUUUGGUAGGGAACACGAUCAUCAUGAUGGUAAUAAAGAAAGACAGUAAUCUACAGAGCCCUAUGUACCUCUUCCUAAGUCAACUGUCUUUUCUGGAUAUUUGCUACUCUUCAGUCACGGUGCCUAAGGUUCUCCUGAAUUUCUUCCAUAGCCAAAGAAUUUCUUACAGUACCUGCAUCAUGCAAAUGUUUUUCAUCAUCCAGACAGGAUGCACUGAAAUCUUCCUUCUUACAGCAAUGGCUUAUGACCGAUAUGCUGCCAUAUGCAAGCCACUUCAUUAUGUUGAAACUAUGAAUAUACCGUUCUGUAAGCUGCUGGUGGGAGGUUCAUGGGCAAUAGGUUUUGUACAUGCAUUGAUUAAUACAUUUCCUGUUCUGAAGCUGGUGUUCUGUGGUCCAAACACUAUCAGGCAUUUCAGCUGUGAACUCCCAUCUCUCUUGGCCUUAUCUUGCACAGAAACCUUUGUGAAUGCGAUAACAUUCUUAAUUACAAGUAGUGCAGUAGUGCUUUCAUCAAUCUGUGUCAUGCUGGUGUCAUAUACCUACAUAGUCUCUAUGGUUCUGAAGCUUAAUUCAGCAGAAGCUAAAAGAAAAACAUUCUCCACCUGCAGUUCCCAUCUCAUUGUUGUCAUUUUAUUUUAUGGCACUGCCUGCUUUAGGUAUUUAAGGCCGAAUUCAGCCUCGUCUGUACUACUGGAUGAACUCUUUCCCACCCAAUAUAGCAUUUCAACCCCCAUGCUGAACCCCAUUAUUUACAGUCUGAAAACCAAAGAAGUGAAAGAAGCCAUCAAGAAACUGAUGGGGUACAAAAAA